AUGGGAAAACCACAAACCAUCGCUAAGCCAGAACACACCCAAACACCCCUGAACAUGUGCAGCAGAAUGGAGUGGAGAUUCAUGACAUUUUAUCGGUCUUUGACCCCUGCAACAUUGCAAACCGCUCAAACAAUUGCUGCUCCAUUUGAAGAAGACGAGCAGGAGGCGGCUGUUUCGGAGGAAGAUUUGGAGGAAGAUGAGUAG
Molecule: messenger RNA, 204 nt
Organism: Clonostachys rhizophaga
Lineage: Eukaryota; Fungi; Ascomycota; Sordariomycetes; Hypocreales; Bionectriaceae
Source: the annotation of a GenBank genome assembly